This is a messenger RNA of Penicillium expansum, 1971 nucleotides long. RefSeq lists its product as uncharacterized. The record is from RefSeq and is a predicted model, not a curated record. The coding region runs from base 1 to 1971 and encodes 656 amino acids. Lineage: Eukaryota; Fungi; Ascomycota; Eurotiomycetes; Eurotiales; Aspergillaceae. The transcript is spliced from 3 exons.
AUGGGCAAAGGGCUCGCCAGACUUAUCGGUUCCGGCAUUGGCUUCACCUCUGAAGCCAUUCAUGCAGCCCGAACCCGUAACAAAGACUCUACUUCUUCUUCUCCUUCUCCUACUGCAUCUACCUCAGAGACCCCUCGCUCAAUUGCUGGUUUGCAAAGAGAGAGUGGUAACUAUAUGGCUGCCGAAAACCAGGGAAAUGGUACAUCCACCCGUGAAGACUUCAUAGAGCUACCAAUUCGCGAGGGCCAUCCAGAGCUGGGCAGCGAUAGGGAGCUACUCCCGGAAUAUGAGCUUUCGUCCUACUCACUCGACUCAAAAAGACAGAGCAGAACAACAGAAGCGGAAGACCCACUGGAAUUUGACGAGAAGAGAGGAAGCUAUCCUUCUGUGAUAUCCAACGACUACAAUGACACUGUCGACACCAAAAACGACCGGGAGCGCUCGAUGGAUGGUGAUGAGGCUGCAUGGCAACUUGAUGAAGCAACCGAAGAAUUUGAUUUGCCCAUGUAUCAUCAAUCGGCAUCUCAACCCGGUGCACAAGGUGACCAGAGGAGCUUCGAGAUGGGUGCUGAGAAUGACCCUGAGGAGAUCAACGCGAAUGAUUCCGAAGAUGAGCAGGCGAAAAAGAGAGAGCGCAUGAUUCGCGCACUCGUCGCGAUGGCCGGACCACCACCAGCGCAGCCGCAGCGACUCCCAUACCCUGUGAUUAUUCCUCAGCGCAGGCCCGGCGCUAAGAAGCGUGGAUUUGUGCGUGCUUAUGCGCCUGUUUUGGCCGACUGUGGCAUAAGCCAAGAUGUGUUCCUGAAGUUCAUCAGUGACUUCCAUAAAGCGAGCCAAGCUUCCAUGUGGCUCCAGGUCAUCGUUGUCGCAGCCAACAUUACCAGCUUCUCUCCUUCAUUAGCAGUGGCAUUGACUGCCGCGGCUAUUCAGAUUGUAGCAGACACAGCACAGCAAUUCCAAAUCCGCCACCGUACAAACACCUACCUUGAUAGGGUGAAUCAGGAAAUUUUCAUACCUCGCGGCCAAUACGCCAUGGUCAUGAAAUUCUCAGAUCGGCCUCCUAAGCCCACGAAGGAACAGAAACAGAACCUGAAACAGAAUGCAAGCUCCCUCGGUUCAGAAGCUGAGAGAAUCGGCGGACUCUUCUCAAUGGAGCAGGUCAGCUUCAAUCAAGCUAGUGCGCCAGCAGGAAACGAUUCCAGUCUAAAUCAGCCAACAAGACCAGAAUUUGAUGCCGCAGCAACGAUAUCCAAGUUCACCCACAGCGAAGAGCACCCACAAAUGAACGCAUGGAAGCAGCGCAUGAAGCAUUAUCGACUACAAAGUGGCGCGACUCAAGGCGAGAUGCAGCUACCAGACUGUGCGCCGCUGGUAUUUCCGGAUAUCGAUCGAGCCGCUAUACGGGUAAGGGAUGGCCUGGAGCCGAAGUCAAAGUUUCAGUCUGGAAGAACCUGGGUUCGGGACUAUAUCGACAGAAAGUCACAAGCAUCAUUCGAAGUCGAUCAUAAGGGGUCUGUGGUAGCUGUCCCUGAGUCAGGGCGCAAGGCAUUCACUUCACGCUAUAAUGACCCCAACCACCCGGCGAAUAAUGGAAAUCUUAUCUCGGCCCUUAGCGGUGGCCUGUAUAAGCCAAAGCCAGGCCUGAUUGAACGUGCCGGGAUUGCCAUCAAGGAGUCUCAAGACAGGAAGCGAGCUGCUCAGGGCCUCCCUCCUAGUAUAACGUGGAAAGAAAAAUGGACCAAAAAGAAGAAGGAAAUCGGCAGUCGAAUUAGGAUUCUAAGCGAGGACGUGAUGUAUCUGAUGAUUGUCAACAUGCCCACCGAGGAGGAGCUGAGUGAGUCAGUUGCCAAGUUGCAAUAUCUCGCGCAGCAGGGAGAUCUGGGAAGAGACCGGGCAGGAGGGCCAUCUAUCGGCGUGAAUCCACUCGACGUGGCUGGUGUAGUAACUCUUGCGGCUGCUGUUGCUUCCUAG